Molecule: messenger RNA, 4861 nt
Organism: Cyprinus carpio (common carp)
Lineage: Eukaryota; Metazoa; Chordata; Actinopteri; Cypriniformes; Cyprinidae
Product: leucine-rich repeat-containing protein 38-like
Cellular component (GO): voltage-gated potassium channel complex
Molecular function (GO): voltage-gated potassium channel activity; potassium channel activator activity; transmembrane transporter binding
Source: RefSeq, a predicted model, not a curated record
UGACAUACAGAAUAAAUGGUUAUAAUGUGAAAGAGGCGGAUAAAAGAGCACAAAAACAUGAAUGCAUGCAAAAUCUGUUGCAACUGUGUGACAGUUCAUCUCACAAGGAAAUUACAUCACAUGUUGAGUGUAAGGUUGCCUCGUCCCUCCAUAUUAAAUAGCAAAGACAACACAGAACAAAAGCAGUGGAGUCUAUGAGCCAGCAUGCUGAUAGACUUCCCCCGUUCCCCACGCUGGUCUCUACUCUGCAUGCAGACAAAUUCUUUGUGGAUAUUUGGAUUUCCUCACCAUAGCAACAGAGCUGCAAAACCGUGCUGUACAACCUCUCAUCAGACACAGUCGUGCCUAGGCAUCGCACAAUGCGCGGGAGCCAGACGAAAGGGAGAUAAGAAGAGGAAAAAGAGAGUGGGGAAGAGGACACUGCUGCCUCGCACCUAAUUUUCUGUGGGAAUUCUCCUCAUUAGGACUAUGACAGCUCAGUUACAACGGCUCCGAAGUGCCAAGGGUCAUGUUCACAGCCAACGCUCGAGCAAUCAUUCCUGUGCUCAGCUGAGGGACAAAUGGAGGGAUGCAACAAUUUCACUCUUUGCUCACCAUGACAGAGCCUCUCUUUGCUGAAUCCUUUUGUGUCAGACCGCCAGGCUUCGAUCAAGCGCAGGUUAAUUGCAAGAGAGCGGCUGGAAUAGCCCCCCUCCACUUCUACGCUGCCAAUGUGUUCAUGCCUCUGAUUUUCCACACAUUCUGCUCUCUGGUCUCUGUUUACCUCUGUCUGCUGCUUUCUCCACCCCUUUCCCUCAGUCUCUCAUGCUUUUGCGCUCCCUCCCACAGCUCGAUAUCUCUCCUCCCCUCGUGCCUUCAAAGCCAGCAGUCUGCUCAUCACUCCAGGGCUGCUUGCUACAUGAUCUCUCGGAAAACAGCGUGUACAUCUUGCUCGAGCUGCUCCAUGUGCAAGACUUAAGAUUUCUUGCCCAGGACGGUAGGAUGCUCCUGCGCUGCACUGAUUCUCUGCUCGGUUUAACCUUCCCCUCCCCUUUCCUAAUCUCCUGCCCUCUGACCCUCAUCCCUCUACCCCUGACCCUAUUCCCUCUCUUUUCCCCCUCUUUCUUGACCAUGUUGCCAUGUGUCUACCGGGUUCAGCCUGUCCUUGCCUUGCUCUUUUUCAAUUUGUUCACUCAAGGGGAAAACUGUCCAGCAACCUGUCUUUGCCCAGACCCUCACACUGUGGACUGUAGUGGGCGCGGACUUACCCGUCUUCCAGACGAGAUCCCCUUGGAUGUGCGGAGGCUGCUGUUGGCAAACAACUGGAUCCCACAGAUUCCUUCGGAUUUCCUUCUGCUCUAUAGCGACCUGGUCUACCUGGACCUCCGUAACAACUCACUCUCGUACAUCGAGCCAGGCACACUUAGCACGUCCUCCAGACUGGUUUUCCUGGACCUUGGUUGCAAUAACCUGACCGAGAUCCCCAAAGGGACUUUUGGGGAGUCGAGGAGCUUAAUUAAGUUGCGCUUGGGCAACAACCCGCAUUUGAGCACGGUCGACGAAGAUGCUUUCAUGGGUCUUACCUCCUUGCGUGAACUAGAACUAGAACGCAAUGCCCUGUCCGGGUUACAGGUGGGUGCCCUCAGCCAGCUUCCCUCUCUCAGGAUGGUAACGUUAGAGGGCAACCCUUGGGAGUGCAACUGCAACUUUGCCAACCUGUUCACCUGGCUGGUGGAAAACAGUAACAAGCUUCCCAAUGGUAUAGACGGUAUGGAGUGUUCCCUGCCCACCGACGGACGCCGCGUGCCUCUCAGCCAGCUCUCCCAGGACAGUUUUCAGGAGUGCCAGAUCACCCUCAACCUCAUUGAUUUCCUCAUCAUCAUCUUCUCUGGCAUCUCUGUCUUAGUGGGCGCCAUCAUGGCUAGCUUCUUCCUGGCAUCCACUGUCCACUGUUUUCAGCGCUGGAGCAAAGGCAGUAAAGGAGACGAGGAGGAGAGUGAAGACUGAGGAGGGGAUUUAGAGCUUAACGACCUUCAAUCUGAUUCAGAGCUGCCAGUUCCUGACAGAGUUCAAACAAACAGCGUGACUGAACAGACACCAGAACUUGAGCAGAAAUAACCUGAUUGAUAGUGUCAGCACUAGUAGGGAUGCAGUACCCUCAAAAUCAAAGGACAUUUGGUAUGAAAGCAAGCCUUAGUAUGCAAACUUCCGGGGAUUUACUUGUUAAAGGAAAUUCUUUGAGAUCUUGUCCUGCAGUAGAGUUUCAGUGUUGUUGAAUACACUGUCCGUAGAGUUUCCCUUCAUGUAGUCAAUAUAAAGUUAGCAAAAUACAACCGUGCUACUUGUUGACUGUGCCAAAUUAGCACAGGUAGACAGCAAGCAGAUUCAGACAAGCACUAAUGAUCGAUGGUGAGGAAUUAUCAUAAUAGAAAGUCAUGCAAGGUAAUGUUGCAGCUUUAUACAGCGAAGUAUACAUGCUAGAAGCCAUUUUCCUUCAAGUUUGAAAGAUGGGAAAAAAUAACUUAGACCUUAGAGAGAUUUCAGAAAGCAUUACCUGUAAUUGGAAGUAUAGGGCUUAAUGUGAAUAGUUGUGUCAUAUACCGCACUUUAAAAUUAUCCUACCUGACAUCGGCCCUCAAACCACCAGGUACACUGGUUCAGCCCAGAUCUGCCAAAGAAUGCUUUGGUUGAGGGACUGAGGUUAAUAUGUUUUGAAAUAUAGAUUUAUUUUUCUUUAAAGAAAGUUUGUGAUCUUAGCAAGAUUGCAUUUAUUUAGCUUAAUUAUGGUACUACUCACAUAUAAUGAUAUAUAAUAUCCUUAAAGUGACUAAAGACAACAUAUGAAAUGGAGAUAAGUUAAUUCUACAAAUGUCAUUGUAUUAUUCAGUUAUUUAUGUCUUAAAAGUAAAUUUGAAAAGGCAUACAGUGGGCCCAAAACAUAGAUGGGCAUUUAAUUCAGGCACUGCAAUAUGUAGCAAAAUACUGAACCAAGCAAAAUAUGUCUGUUUGGUGAAAAAAAAAAAAAUUAAAUUGAAUUAAAUAUAUACACAAUAAAAAAAAAUGGUAAAAUGCAAUUGCAAUUAAGUCCCAGAAAAAUUACAUUUGGAAUGACAAAAGGUUCUGCAUUCUUCAUUUGCUGAUGUCACAUAUUUUGUUUUCUAACAAAAUGAUGUUCACAGUAUGUUUUGAGGCCACUGUACAUUCACGUGUCUACAGAUUGCUGUCUAGUUUUAACUAAUAAUAAUACAGUGCGUAACUAACUUCUGGCAUACAUUUCUGUUCAUAAUGUCAAUUCCAUCAAUUCCAAGAAAAUUAUUUUUUCAAUAGAGCAUAUGGGGGAAACGAUUUUUGAAUGUCAGAAAAAUACAUUUGAUUGUUUGUGUUUUCCUUUAUGAAUAUUUCUAUCAGUCUUGCUUCUUUCAUAUCCUUAUUUGAAAGGGCUUCUGUCUAUAGAAUUAGGUUAAUGUCUUUUGCACAAUUUCAAGAAUUGCAUUCAUUAAUAUCACAAUAUAUCACCACCCUCUGUUCCAUUGUUGCUGUCAACAUAUACUAUACUAUUUCGAGAAUAUAUAGUUUUCCCAGACAGGUAUCAUAACUUCAUUUUUGCAUUGCAUGAAUUAUUAAUUGGAUGUGUGAAAUGAAGUAGACAGUGUGCUAGCCUUCAAAAAUGUUGGAGAUGGAAAAAGAAAUCAUUGUGAUUCAAAGACCAUCUUAUUUUAAAAGAAUCAUAUUCUGCUCACACAACCUCAGCCAUCAUAUUGUGUUGGAUGUAAGAAGCACGAAUGCAUAUUAAUGUAAUGUAAAUGUUAUUGUGUCAGGACACGGUUGACCCAUAUUAUGCACAAACUUUCAAAGCUAGACUGUAGCAUGUUAUCAUCAGCAGAACUCAACCUGCAGCUAUAAUAUUGUCAUAUUGAAUGAUUUUUUUUUCACAUAUAUUCUGAAACAGCUGUUCAAAAAAAAAAAAAAAAAACUUUGUAUUUGCAAGUGAAAUGAGGCAUUAACAUUAAAAAACUCAAAAUUAAAAACAAAUGUUAUAGACACUUACUAUGCCAUGACAAUAGAGCUGUUCAAUCAUGAUGUCAGUUUAUUUAUUUAUUUAUUUAUUUUUUUUGCAGACCUCGGCAUGGCUUCCCAUUAGAAUUUCGAUUAGUUUUUUUUUUAAUUGCGUUAUAGAUAAAACAAGAAAUAUAAAGCAAUAACAAUAAUGAUAGUAAACUAUAUCAAUAGACAUUGAUGUAUACACAGUCAAACCUCAAAUGUGAAAUUUGCAAAAAAGAAAGCAAAGGUUGAUAUAAGGAGAAUCAGUUGUAAAUUAAGCAUCUUUAUAUUUCAAAUAGUUAUCUCAUAAAUCAAAAACUGCUAACUUAUUUGAAAUUCCUAAGGGGACUCAUGACCUGAAAGUUUUUAGUGUUACAAACAGAACAGUAGCUGAUUUUACAUGGAUUGACUGAAUAAUGACAUUUGCAAUGACAAAAUGCAUCAAAUUUCCAUAAUCAAUAUUUUCUUUCAUUGUCUACAAUAGCAAGUAAAAUAUGGUGUUCAUUGCUGUACCGUCUGUUUCUGAAUUCAGUAUGUGUCAUUUGAAAAAAGCCCAGAGCUCCCAGCAUCAGUCAUAUCCUGUGUCAUAACUGUCACACUGAGCGAUGUAGUAAAGAUGUGUGUUGCAUCAUGGAGUAUAUUUGUUCUGUCUUAACUAAACACCACAUAUACCUAGAAAAGCAACUACUAUGUAGUUACAGUACAAAGAAAGAGGGAAACAUUUUAAUUGAGGGGUUUUCCUGCAUGACUCAGUGGCGAUAUCAUCUAGUACUUUGUUUUUUACUCCACAUGGCAGUGCACUGUUAAUGAAAUACAACAUCAUAUUAAACAGUAAACUAUU